AUGGGUCACCGACUAGCCUCCGUUUACCGUUUACAUUUUCAUUGGCUGCAGGUCGGGACGCUGGCCGAGGCCAGCGUCGCCGCGUCCUCGUCAUCGGCGGCCUUGUCCUCGUCCUCCACCACCAGCAGCGCGGGCUCCCGCCUCGUGUCCAAGGGCGCGUCCUUCUCGGGCAUCACGCGGCCGUGCCGGCGCCUCACGGGGACGCUCUACGGCCACCACCGGGGCCGCAUCGUGCUGGCGCUGCAGGAGACGCCGCGAUGCCUGCCCAGCCUCGUCGUCGAGCUUGCGCUCCAGACGCACGCACUGCUCCGCGAGAUCGGCAACCCGGCUGGCGCAUGCAUCGUCCUGGAGACGGAGCGCCGCCCGGCAGUGGCCCCGGACGCCAAGGGUGGCGGGAGCCAGAAGCGGGGAGGAGGACCUCGCGCGCCGCUGCUGCUGGACGGGCCGGCCUGGACCAUGUUCUGCAACGGCAAGAAGACAAGGGCAGGCGUGCGUGCAUUUGCAUGGGCAUGGCCACACACAUGCAAGAUUGAUUAA
Panicum virgatum (switchgrass) is the source of this 537-nucleotide messenger RNA. RefSeq names its product protein MIZU-KUSSEI 1-like. The record is from RefSeq and is a predicted model, not a curated record. Bases 1 to 537 code for a protein of 178 amino acids. Gene Ontology annotation, biological process: hydrotropism. Lineage: Eukaryota; Viridiplantae; Streptophyta; Magnoliopsida; Poales; Poaceae. The transcript has a single exon.